AUGGAUGGCAGCUCCCCGCUCUCCGCACCAAGCAGCUUGGAGUCACCCCUGAUGUAUGAGGUUCCGGAAACGCAGCAGGGCAGUGCCAGCGCCAGCUUGGGAAGCAGCCUGGGCGGCUCCAUCACUGCGUGUAGGAAGAUUCUCCGCAGUAAUAGCCUGCUGGAGUCUACAGACUACUGGCUGCAGAAUCAGAGAACACCCUGCCAGAUUGGUCUUGUGGAAGACAAGUCUGAAAACUGCGCUUCUGUCUGCUUUGUGAACCUGGAUGUGAACAAAGAUGCAUACAACACGGAGCAGCUGCAGCAGAAGUUGGUCAGUGUUUCACCAGAUCUUCCAAAACUUAUAAGCUCCAUGAAUGUCCAACAGCCAAAAGAAAAUGAAAUUGUCCUCCUAAGUGGGUUAACAUCUGGAAACCUACAGACAGAUUUUGAAGUUUCACAGUGUCCUUGGAUGUCAGAUGUCUGCUUGGUCCAGUGUGCAAGAGGGAACAGACCAAACAGUACCAAUUGCAUCAUCUUUGAAAUCAACAAAUUUUUGAUUGGUCUGGAACUGGUACAGGAGCGGCAGCUCCACCUUGAAACAAACGUCUUGAAAGUGGAGGAUGACACGAACUGUUCCUUGUCCUCAGUUGAAGAAGACUUUCUUACUGCAUCCGAGCACUUGGAGGAGGAAAGUGAAGUGGAAGAGUAUAGGAACGGUUAUGAAAAUAUAAAUGUCUCAACCAGUAUCUUGGAAAAUAAAAAGCUAAAGGAAGCCACUAAAGAGGAAUGGAAUUACAGCAAGGAAAAGUUACUUUAUCCAUUGGAAGACAAGUGUGUUAGCAAAUAUCAUACACCACUGGUUAAAACAGAAGGAUCUCUGGGAAAAGUGGCAGAAUAUACAAGUCUGCAGAGCCUAGAUCCUUCAGCCAAGAUAUCAAAGUGGAAAGGUGAAGCCGUGGGGAAUGAGAGGUCAACCACAAAUGAUUAUUACUCAGAAAAGUGUAAAAGUCAAGAGGAAAAAUCACAGGCACUAUGUAUUCCAGGCAAUGCUUAUUUCUCAAGGAUGGUUAAAAGGGAUGGACCUUCUGCGUGUGAGACUUUCUCUGAGUGUGACAGCAAUUUAGACCCAGGAGACCAUGAAGACCACACAAGCACUCUUCUUCCCUUACAAGAUGGAGAAGCCACAACAGGCAAGUAUGCCACAAAUUUGGCGGAAUCUGUGCUGCAAGAUGCAUUUAUUCGACUGUCUAAGUCUCAGCCUGCCCUCCCCCAGGAAUCUGCAGUCAGUGUUUCUGUAGGAAGUACUCUGCUCCCCAGUAGCUCUUCUACAAACGAUAUCGUGGUACCUCAGUCAUGGAACGAGCUCCCCAAAAUCGUCAUUGUCCAGAGUCCAGAAGGCAGUGAUGCUGGCCCUGAGCCAGGCACUUCCUCGUGGCCCGAGGCAGAAGUCUCCAGUGAAACUUCAGGCGUCCCCUCUGGAGAGAACUCCAGCAGACACCCCCAGAGUGCUCUAGAAGUAGCAUUAGCUUGUGCAGCCACUGUUAUUGGAACCAUUUCCAGUCCACAAGCCACAGAAAGAUUCAAAAUGGAGCAAGAACCCCUGGUUUCACACCAUCCACUGGGAGGUGAUGAGCCAGUGCAAACUCAGGCCUCUCAAGUACUCAAGGAUCCCUCCCUCCGUGAAUACUCGCUUCCAUCUGCUUUAUGCGGCAUGACUCAGGUGGCCAGUGCUGUUGCUGUCUGUGGCCUGGGGGAAGCAGGAGAGGUGAAGUGCCCGGUGGCUUCCAGUGGCUUCCUGUCUGCAGUUGAGGCCCCUGCAGCUAUCCCCCAACUUUGUGGCUUCGUAACAGAGAGGACCAUGGAGCUGGGGAAUGAAGCCAUUGCAGAGGCCUUGCUCAAGGAGGUUGCCUUGGUCUUAACAAGACCUAAUGCCUACAGCAGCAUCGGAGACCUCAUGGAGUCAGUGAACAGGAGGAUCGUAGAAGCUGUUUCAAAGCCUCAGACCUUGGGCUCAGAAAAUGCCCUUGGGAAUGAACUGGCACAGACCCUGUCCAAUGUUAUCCUGAAGCAUUCCAUUGAUGAAAUUCACCAGAAAAAUAAAAUAACAGACCCCAAUGAUGACAGGGACUCAUCUGAAACCCUGGACUCCUUGAUGGAAAGUGUAAAUCAGCUGCUCUUCAAUGUGAUAUGCUUCACAUUCAAGAAGAUGAGCCACCUUGUACAGCUUGGGGGAUGUCCCCCUGUCCUUUCUAAGGAGACCAUCAGAUGGAGGGAAACCGAACCAGACUUCCAGCCAACUGAUCAAGCCAUUUGUCCAGCAUGGACAAAAGCCGCUGAAUACUCCAGUUGCCAUCCACUUAGCAACCUGCAUAUCAGCAGUCCUGUUAUCAAUGAUCUCGUAGAUGCUGGACAUCUGAAGCAAGAUAGCAAGGGUCCAGAGCAGUCAGGUCUUUCCCAGAUCCCCACACUGCAAUCUGAAUUAUCCUGCAGUACCAGCAUGUCUGCUAAAACACCCCCCAAGGAAAUAUAUCUGACAGGAUCGGUGGUGGAGGAUACGAAAAACCCUCCUCCACCACCCAGUGACAAUGAGAAUGAAUGCAGAGUGCCUCCAGAGGAAGAAAUGACGCCAACAGUUGGCAAGUACAGCUCCAGUUCCCAGGACACUGAGGACAGCAUCACUGCAGAUGCCCAAGAAAAGUACAAUGGUGCCUCGCCUCUGAACAAUGAAGUUCAAGUUUGCCCGUCUUUGUUGGGGGAUGAUUUGCUUCUUCCUGCUCAAUCCAUGCUACCAGAAGAAGACCCGGACAUAUACUGCAUUGCAGACUUCGCAGAAGAAUUAGCAGAGACGAUCGUCUCCAUGGCAACGGAAAUCGCAGCGAUUUGCCUAGACAACUCCAAUGGAAAACAACCCUGGUUCUGUGCAUGGAAAAGAGGGAAUGAGUUUCUGGUUACCCCCAACAUCUCCUGCCGAUCCUUGAAGAGGAAGAAAGAGAGCCAGGCCAGCGGGGCCACUGUGAGGAAACACAAGCCCCCGCGACUCAGCGAGAUCAAGAGGAAAACCGAUGAGCACCCAGAGCUGAAAGAGAAGCUGAUGAACAGAGUGGUGGACGAGUCCAUGAACCUCGAGGACAUCCCAGACUCUGUCAGUAGUUUUGCAAACGAAGUGGCAGCCAAGAUCAUGAACCUCACAGAGUUCUCCUUGGUGGACGGUGUCUGGCAAGCCCAGGGCUACCCCCGGAGUCGGUUACUGGGUGGGGACAGGUGGAACCGCCUGAAGGCCUCCAGCUGCGAGAGCAUUCCAGAGGAGGACUCUAACACCCGGGCCUAUGUGAACAGCCUGGGUUUAAUGAGUACCCUGAGUCAGCCAGUUAGCCGGGCCAGCUCCGUCUCCAAGCAGUCGAGCUGCGAGAGCAUCACCGAUGAGUUUUCCAGGUUCAUGGUGAACCAGAUGGAAAGUGAAGGAAGAGGCUUCGAGUUACUGGUAGAUUACUACGCAGGCAAGAACGCCAGCAGCAUCCUGAGCUCAGCUGUGCAGCAGGCCUGCCGGAAAAAUGACCACCUGAGUGUGAAGCCAGGCUGCCCCUCGAAACAGUGCAGCACCGAGAGCAUCACCGACGAGUUCUACAGGCACAUGCUGAGGGAGAGCGAGCGGGAGGGCAAAGACGGCGCCUCCUCCAGGCGAGGCAGCCAGGACUGGACCGGCUUGCUCUCGCCUUCUCUGCGAUCCCCCUUGUACUACAGACAGUCGUCCGUGCCCGACGGCAGAUCCCCGGGCGCCAGGCUCACGGUGAACGUGCCCAUCAAAGCCAACUCCUUAGACGGCUUUUCUCAACACAGCCAGCAAGACUUCCUCAGCGUCCAGCCAGUCGGUGGUGCUUCCUCCUCGGGGCUCUGCAAAUCUGACUCUUGCCUGUAUCGCAGAGGCGGGGCUGACCACGUCACAAACAUGUUAAUUCACGAGACCUGGGCAAACUCAAUCGAGGCCCUCAUGCGGAAGAAUAAAAUUAUAGUGGACGAUGCCGGCGCGGCUGAUGCUGAACCUGCUGCAGGGGGCCCGUCCUUGCAAGUGGAAAAGUGUGCGGGCAGGUUAGCUUCGGGCAGGGUGCAAAGUGGGCCAGCGCUGCUUGUGCAGGGGUCCGUUGAGUAUCCGAGGAAAAACUCAAUCACAGAAAGCAGCCCUCCCCCAUGGUCGUCCCCAAGCAAAGCUGCUCCUCUUACAAGUCACAGCAGUUUAGAUUUUAACAAGGAAACUCCCUCAUGCCACGAUGAGGUCCCUCUAAGCCACACCCGGCGAUCACUUUGCUCAAGGGAAGUGCCUUUAAUCCAGAUCGAAACAGACCAGAGAGAAGAAUGUGUGGGAGAAGCUGAACACGUUGUUUCCGAAUGCAGCCCCCUGGAGGAAAAAGAAGAGUGUUUGAAAGAAGAAAAGGUCCCAGAUGCAGGGAAGGGUGAGGACGCUGCCCUGAGUGCCUGCCAGAACCCCAGUGAAACCCUUGAUACCAGAGAUGUACCAGAGGCUGAAGUCCCAAAAGACGGCAGAGCCCUGGAUGAGUUCUCCAGCCCUCCCGGCAGCAGUGGGGAGAGCAUGGACAGUUGGUCCCAGCUUGUCAACGAGGAGGACAACCCAGACGACACAAGCAGCUUCCUGCAGCUCAGUGAGCGAUCCAUGAGCAAUGGCAACAGUAGUGCCACUAGCAGUCUUGGCAUUAUGGACCUGGACAUUUAUCAGGAAAGCAUGCCAUCUUCUCCUAUGAUUAAUAAAUUGAUAGAAGAAAAGGAGAUUCUUAAAGGACAGUCAGAAGCUAUUGAGGCACGUGCCUCUGGAACGCCAGUGGGAACGGUCAGCCGCCAGGGGAGCCUGCUGGUGAUCAACUUUGACCUGGAGCCAGAGUGUCCUGACGCUGAGCUGCGAGCCACUCUGCAGUGGAUAGCUGCGUCUGAACUCGGUAUCCCCACCAUCUACUUUAAGAAAUCUCAAGAAAACAGAAUCGAAAAGUUUCUAGAUGUUGUGCGGCUGGUCCAUCAGAAGUCCUGGAAGGUGGGGGAUAUCUUCCAUGCAGUGGUUCAGUACUGCAAGAUACACGAGGAGCGGAGGGAUGGGACCCCAAGUCUCUUUGACUGGCUCUUGGAACUGGGCUAA
Rangifer tarandus platyrhynchus (Svalbard reindeer) is the source of this 5121-nucleotide messenger RNA. The record is from the annotation of a GenBank genome assembly. NCBI's taxonomy places the organism in Eukaryota, Metazoa, Chordata, Mammalia, Artiodactyla, Cervidae.